AUGUAUCGACUCUUCGCUUUGGCUAUCCUGCUUGCAGGAGAGGUCAUUGGCAAGGAAAAAUGUCGAAUAGGAGACGAUUGCGCUAGCUGUAUAAUUGCACAGGAAGGCGACAAAUGUACGGAGGAAACCACAUCAGAAUCCCUAUAUUGUGAUCCAAAAACCAAAAAAGCAGAUUUACAUGAGAACGCAUUUCUCAUUUGUAAUCUUGUGAAAAACAAAUUGGAAAGAAAAAUUUGCGGAAAUGGCCAAUACUUUAUCGAUGGCAAAUGCCGCACUGGUCAUAUUCGCUACAAGCGGCAGGGCAUUGCCGGCUCUGGUAGAGUU
This is a messenger RNA of Strongylus vulgaris, 324 nucleotides long. NCBI's taxonomy places the organism in Eukaryota, Metazoa, Nematoda, Chromadorea, Rhabditida, Strongylidae. The record is from the annotation of a GenBank genome assembly.